Messenger RNA from Pollicipes pollicipes, 1114 nucleotides. RefSeq names its product out at first protein-like. Lineage: Eukaryota; Metazoa; Arthropoda; Thecostraca; Pollicipedomorpha; Pollicipedidae. The coding region runs from base 85 to 924 and encodes 279 amino acids. The transcript has 5 exons. The record is from RefSeq and is a predicted model, not a curated record.
GGAUGUCCGAUAGUGGGCAUAGCAUGAGUGGGUGUUUGUGAGCUGUGAGGACUGCCAUUAUAAACGUGUGAGCGCAAGUACAUAAUGCUCAUUUUGUGCUGGUCGCUCAUAUUCUUGAGAUCAUUUUCAUCUGCUUUUCUUAGAGUAAACGUCCGCAAUCAGGGUGGGGAGCUGAUUGAAGAAACACUCAGUGGAAAUGUCACUGAAGAUUUCACCACACUGGAGUUCAUCAAGGCAGAUGGAACCAUCAUAACACACCUUGUUGACUUCAGAAAUGAAGUACAAAUAUUUCAAGCCCUUGUUCUGGGCGAAGAGGAGAGGGGUCAGAGCCAGUACCAGGUCAUGUGUUUUGUGACAAAGGUGGACAAGGGUGACUACAUAGCAUCAGACGCCAUAGCAAAGCUCCGACAGAAAAACCCUCACGCCGAGCGCCAGGCAGAGGAAGAUCUGUCCGAAGUCGGCUACCAGAUGGAGGUGCUGGUGCACCUGAACCGGUCGGCAGCCCUCUCACCCCACAUCGCGCAGCUGUGCGGCGAGGCGGCCGGCGCCACGUACUCACGCCACGAGGACGUGCGGCACGUGGCGGACCGUAGAGCGGCGGACCUGGACGCCGGCUCGCUGGACCUGCUGGAGCUGGCCGUGUCGCCGCUGGCGCCGGCGGCGGCGCGCUGCAGCGCCGUCUCCACGCCGGGCGAGCCGUGCCGCUGCCGCUACCACGUCUGCGUCAGCUGGUACCCGUGCAGUCUCAAGUACUGCAAGGGCCACGAGCCGGAUGGCCAGACGGUCAGCUACCGGUGCGGCAUCCGCACCUGCCGUCGCUGCCACGUCAUGGACUACCGGGUGGCGCGCAAGCAGCUCUGCCUGUGGGACGAGGAGCCGCGCGGCGAAGUGAACCUGAUGGGGCGCGAGGAGGAUGACCUGUGACCCGGCCGCGGCGCCGGCUGUGAUACAGACGAGCUUUACCCGACGGCGCGCUCCGGACUUAUGCGGCGCUGGACCGCCGCCGCCGUGGUCGCCUUGAUCAGUUUUAUACUCGUGACACGAAGGAUGAUUUUAGCUGUGGAGUGAUUGCUAUAGUCAGUGAAAUGAGUUUUUAUAACCGCGCAACUGCUUA